AAAAAGUUAAAAGCAGAGAAGACGAGAACUUUUAAGUGGAUAUUGAAAGGAAAGUUGGCAGAUUGAUCUGUGGGCAAAAGACAAAAUUGUUUUUUUUCUGAACUAACUGUGGUACAGUUUGUCCUUUACAUCAGCCUUUAAUGUUUGCUCAAUACUUGGUUAGAACACUGAGAAUCUUAAAUCAACUCAGCAUCUGCUCAGCUGUAGGUAACCCACGAGUGGGGAGCCCCAGAAGGGGAGCUCUGGAAGAGAUUAAAAAAGUCAGAAUGGAUCUGGUUGUUCAGCACCAUUUCUGGCUUUACCUAGAUGUCCUAUGGGUAUGUCAACAUCCACCGGGUACUGCGGGUACCCUGGUGUAGUUUCAGACCCUGUGAGGAGGAAGGUGUCCUCAUCACCCCUUUUGGAAGCUACUGGUGGGAUGUGAGCCCAAAGCUUCCUGCAUGAACACCCUGGUGUAUUAGGCUGUUGCAGAAAGGUGGCCUUUGCGUCCUCCUCUGCUCUUAAAAGCUGAGGGUUUGUUUGGUGCUUUGGAAAUCAAUGCAGACGUGACAACCAUGUCUAGGAACUGUAUCUUGAGUGUGUAAAAAUGCUAAACCCGUAGCCCUGAAAAUGCCAGAGCCUCUGGGAUCUAAAUAUGAGUGCAGUGUUUUUACUUAUCCCUGACUCCAGGAAGAAUUUUCUUACCUUUUUUUUGAGCUUCUUUCAAGGUUCCCAACUCUCCUCAUCCCAUGGCAUAGAAAGCCGAAGGUUCUUAAUGUGUUCUGCAUUGGUGCUGGAGAAAGAGAAACUGCUUUUAAGUCUACUUCUAAGCCUGGUUUAUUUCCAAUGUAGAUUGCUUAAGGCCACAUAAAACCAGAUACUACUCCUUGUUUAAGCCACCUAAAAGUUUUCCAGGUCACUUGGCUGCUAUUUUUUGCCUAUUAGUAACCUCCUUCUCCUCUGUGGUUUUAAAGUAAAGAAUAGCUUGAUUUUUCUUUUCAGUUGAGAUCAUGCCAAAUGGUCAUUUGAUGUGAGUGGGCAACCUGUAUCUUAUUCUCUGAAUUAUACCAGGAGAACCCAUGGAGAGAUACAGUAUUAAUGAUACGUGGUAUACCAUAAAAAGAGGAUGCAAGUAUUAGUGGCAGGUAGUUAUUAGUGUGUCAGAAACUUCCAACUUAACUACCAUACUGCUAUUAUUUUUUAGUAGCAAGCCCUUAAAAAUAUCCAGAUCUUUCAGGAUGACUUCUAAUAGUAGUACUACAAGAAUUUAAUAGCAAAAAUCUAGAGAGCAAAUAUUUGCCUUUUGGGCUUUUAUGGAUUUAACUCAAUUGGCCUUCAACUGGUCACGCCACAACCUGCCACCCACAGUCUCCGAUGGAAGAAAUCUGCAUUUAGUAACAUAAAUACUGGCUGUUUUAUCUCACACCCAUGUCAAGGUGAGCCUGUUGUAUAAAGACUCAUUUCCUUUAGCACCAGUGUUUGUGUCGAGAGCUGCGAGAAUGAAGUUCCUGGUCCUGCUUUUCCUGCUGUCAGUGGGCGCAGCCAGCGCCGAGGUCUCGCCCCGGGCCGUGUGGCUGUUCCGCGAAAUGAUCAAGUGCACCCUGCCCGAAAGCCACCCACUGCUGGAAUUCAACCACUACGGCUGCUACUGUGGCCUGGGGGGCAGCGGCACUCCAGUGGACGAGCUUGACAGGUGCUGCCAAGCACAUGAUAACUGCUACACACAGGCAAAGAAAAUGGAAUCCUGCAAAUUCCUCCUGGACAACCCCUACACUAAGCUGUACCACUUCAGCUGCUCUGAUAAGCAGAUCACGUGUAGCAGUGAGAACAACGAGUGCGCCACGUUCAUAUGCAACUGCGACCGGACCGCUGCCAUGUGCUUCGCCAAGGCGCCCUACAACCCCGAGCACAAGCACCUAGACACCGACAAAUACUGCAAAUAAUCGCCUUCAUGUGCCUCAGGGCGGCCGCAGGACCAAAUAAACAAAUAAAUAACCUAAA
Taeniopygia guttata (zebra finch) is the source of this 1980-nucleotide messenger RNA. It is a transcript of the gene PLA2G1B, whose product is annotated as phospholipase A2 group IB. The record is from RefSeq and is a predicted model, not a curated record. Gene Ontology annotation, biological process: lipid catabolic process; arachidonate secretion; fatty acid biosynthetic process. Gene Ontology annotation, molecular function: calcium ion binding; phospholipid binding; signaling receptor binding. Lineage: Eukaryota; Metazoa; Chordata; Aves; Passeriformes; Estrildidae.